GGUAAUUUGCAAUAUUUGUAAAAAGAGUAUAAUAAAAUUACACGUAAGCUCUAGAUUCAAUAUAUCCCAUUUUGUCAACAGAGCUCUGAUAGCAGAUCAUUGAAUUUCAGAGCUAGAAGCGGCCAUGGAGAGUAUCAAAUCCAACCCCUUAGAUGAUAAGCAAAACUGAAGCCAAGGAAUAUUGAGUCACUGCCCGGUUAUACAGCUUACCAGAGGAGAACAAGGCUGGAGUCUCAGCCUCCCCAAGUCCAAAUCCCAUUCCUUUUUCAAUACGUCACACCUUUUCUCACUACACAGACUUUCAACAUCAGUCUAUUAGUCUUCAGAAUGUGAAAAUAGAGUUAAAGGAGUUUGCUGUGUGAUUGAGCACCUGGAAGCAAAGCACUCAUUCUUAAAAGCAAAGCUGGAAAUAUAAGAAAAUUCUAUUAGAGAACUUUCUUCCCAGGCUGCUUUUUCUCUCUGUUCAGGUGUAGAGUGUUUUACAGUAACAUUUGCCAUCAGGCAGUAGCUAUUAAUCUUUGACUAUAUUUUUAAAGCAACCAUGCCAAUUUUAGAUUACUGUUUAAAACAUGUGUCUCCAACUCACUAUCUGAUCAUCUUGGAAAUUAUUUGCAGAUUUUAUUUUCAUGCUGUUUCUAAAAAGCACUCUGCCCUUGCCCAGAGAAAUCUGUAGAUAUUAAAUUUGGUGUUUGAAAUGUGCACUUUGGCAGACCUCCAUUUACAAAAGUAUCUUUUUUAUGAAGGGUAAAGCGCAGCUGAUUAUACGUACACAAAGCCCAGAGGAAAUGGGCUGCAUUGAUGGUAACUGACUGCUGGAGCAGGAAAGGCUCACUUUCCCCGUCCUUCCAACCCCUGCUCUGAGAAUCACCACCUAAGGCGUAGCCAGAAUAUUUUGUUUGAUAAUCCAGCAAAGUGUCAGGGGAGGGAGGAAGAGGAAGAGCAGGGCACUUCCCAUGUGGGUGGGAAGGGAGGCUCUGUAAGCUUUCCCCGUGACUAGAGCUGGGGAAGUUGAUCUCUUUCAUGCUGUAGAUGUGGCAUGCUGCAGUCACGCCUCCCGCUGCCAGCCCAGCACCAGGCUCCUAAUCAGUCACUAUGAAAACUCAUUAGCUCUACAGCAAUGAGUCCUCCACUGCUGAAGCUUGGCGCUGUGCUUAGUACAAUGGCAAUGAUCUCAAACUGGAUGUCCCAAAUUCUCCCAUCCUUGGUAGGACUGAACACCACGAGGCUGUCGACGCCAGAUACCUUAACUCAGAUUAGUCCCAAAGAAGGGUGGCAAGUGUACAGCUCUGCACAGGAUCCUGAUGGGCGAUGCAUUUGCACAGUGGUUGCUCCAGAACAAAACCUGUGUUCCAGGGAUGCCAAGAGCAGGCAACUUCGCCAACUGCUGGAAAAGGUUCAGAACAUGUCUCAAUCUAUUGAAGUCUUAAACCUGAGAACUCAGAGAGAUUUCCAAUAUGUUUUAAAAAUGGAAACCCAAAUGAAAGGGCUAAAGGCCAAGUUUCGACAGAUUGAGGAUGAUCGGAAGACACUAAUGACCAAGCAUUUUCAAGAGUUAAAAGAGAAGAUGGAUGAGCUCCUGCCUUUGAUCCCUGUGCUGGAACAGUACAAAACAGAUGCCAAGUUAAUCACCCAGUUCAAGGAAGAAAUUCGGAAUCUAUCUGCAGUGCUCACUGGAAUUCAGGAAGAAAUUGGUGCCUAUGACUAUGAGGAGCUCCAUCAAAGAGUGCUGAGCCUGGAAACCAGACUUCGUGACUGCAUGAAAAAGCUCACAUGUGGCAAAUUGAUGAAAAUCACAGGCCCAAUUACAGUCAAGACAUCUGGAACCCGAUUUGGUGCUUGGAUGACAGAUCCUUUAGCAUCUGAGAAAAAUAACAGAGUCUGGUACAUGGACAGUUAUACUAACAAUAAGAUUGUCCGUGAAUACAAAUCAAUUGCAGACUUUGUCAGUGGGGCUGAAUCAAGGACAUACAAUCUCCCUUUCAAGUGGGCAGGAACUAACCAUGUUGUCUACAACGGUUCACUCUAUUUUAACAAGUAUCAGAGUAAUAUCAUCAUCAAAUACAGCUUUGAUCUGGGGAGAGUGCUUGCCCAACGAAGCCUAGAGUAUGCUGGUUUUCACAACGUUUACCCCUACACCUGGGGUGGAUUCUCUGACAUCGAUCUAAUGGCUGAUGAAAUCGGGCUGUGGGCCAUAUAUGCAACCAACCAGAAUGCAGGCAAUAUUGUCAUCAGCCAGCUUAACCAAGAUACGUUGGAGGUGAUGAAGAGCUGGAACACCGGCUACCCCAAGAGAAGUGCAGGGGAAUCUUUCAUGAUCUGUGGGACACUGUAUGUCACCAACUCCCACUUAACUGGAGCCAAGGUUUACUAUUCCUAUUCCACCAAAACUUCCACUUAUGAGUACACAGAUAUUCCCUUCCAUAACCAAUACUUUCACAUAUCCAUGCUUGACUACAAUGCAAGAGAUAGAGCUCUUUAUGCCUGGAACAAUGGUCACCAGGUCCUAUUCAAUGUCACUCUUUUCCAUAUCAUUAAGACUGAGGAUGACACAUAGACAAACGUGACUUCUUUUCACUGAUAUAAACAGUGUCAUUCGUGAUAAACUCUAUAGGACCCCUUCUAUUGUUCUUUACUGUAACUUUGCAUCAUUUCUCCAAAGCAGAACAUUUUAUUGUAAAGUUGGUGUUAAAAAAAAUAGCUGACCUAUGUUAAUCUGUUGGAAACACAUCUUAACUCCUAAAUUUACAAGGCCUAUCAUGUCUUGUCAUGAAAAGCACUAAAAAGAGUUUAAGUGGCUAAAGUCAUAGUUUUGCAAAUGAUUGAUGAUCUGCCUUAUAUUAGAGUCAGAGACUAAUGGUGGCUUAAAUGCAUGAAUGUCUUUUUUUUUAAAAAAACUCUGUCAUUUUUUACUGUCUUUUGCUCCACACCAAGAAAUAUUUUGGUAGGAAAUAGGAUUUUAAAAAAAAGCACUUCCCCCUCCAUUUAUUUCUAAAAAAAAAUCAAGGAUUUAAUUUAUAUGGAAAAAUAGUAUUAAUCAAUUUGCUGUUAACACAAUUCUCUGAUGAGGUGCUGUACAGUCAUUUUUAAAUCUCUUGCUAGCAUUUUAUUGGCAAUAUGUAUUUCUACCAUUGUAAUCACCAUCGUACAAUUGUAUCUAUUCACUUCUGUGAACGCAAGUACUAUUUUUUAUAAAAUGCACUGAAAUUUAUCCUCAGUAGUUAUUUAAAUGUUCAAGUGUAGGCAAGAAGGAUUUUCAUGGCUCACCCCUUUUCAUAAGUAUUAUAAACUAAACAGAAAGUCAAAUUAGGUAUCUUCCAUUGAGUCUUCAUUUUACUCCAUUUGCAGAUCCACUGAAAAUGAAGGUAAAAAUCUGUUUCACUAUUGCUAAGUUAACUCUAUUUACUCCACUGAAAGGAACUCAUAAAAAUGCUUGCAGAAGUUAUACCCAAGUCAUAAAAAUUGGAUUUGGAUUGACUCUAGCUAUUUAUUAUACAUCAAACACAUUUUAUUCUAUACAAUGAAAUACACUGGUAAAUAACAUAUUUACACACAAUUUGCCAUGGAGCACUAGGCUAAUCCUCCGCCUGUGGCGCCAGCACCCCAGGUUCUAGUCCCAGUCAGGGCGCUGGAUUCUGUCCCGGUUGCUCAUCUUCCAGUCCAGCUCUCUGCUGUGGCCUGGGAAGGCAGUGGGCCCUGCACCUGCAUGGGAGACCAGGAGGAAGCACCUGGCUCCUGGCUUCGGAUCGGCGCAGUGCGCCAGCCACAGCGGCCAUUUGGGGGGUGAACCAACAGAAGGAAGACCUUUCUGUCUCUCUCUCUCUUUCUCACUGCCUAACUCUGCCUGUCCAAAAAAAAAAAAAAAAAAAAAAAAAGCCUAUGAAGCACAUAUGAAAACUUUUAAUUAUUUUAUCUGUUAAAUCCUCUAAAUUUAGAUGAAUAUCACUGGAAAGUUAUUGGCAGUGUUUUCGUAAAAGAAAAUGAUGGAAGAUAUUUGGGAGUUGUCUGUGCAGUUUCAAAUGUAUAAAUAACCAAUUCAGAAAAUAAAUGAGAAGGCAACAUCUUGAUACACUGAUUCACUAUAUGUACAGAAACAAUAUAGCCAACAAAAAGAAACUUAAAUAAUAUUUUUAUCUUAAUAAUCUUUCAAAGUAUACAAUUAAUAUAUAUAUAUAUGAAAAACAAAACAUGUUAUUAAGUUUGGAUAUAUUUUCCAUGUAUUAAAAAUACUUCCCUAAGGCAGCUUUAUGGAAACUAUUAUGGGUUAGUUUAACAUUUAAAAGUCUAUUCUAUAAUAAAUAUAUUACUUACAUUAUUGUAAAUCUUUGGUUUUACACAUACUGAAUACCACAAUUUUCUCUGAGAAAUGAGUAUAUGUUAAUUCACAUAAGGUAUUGGAUAAAAAUGCUGAUAUUUAAGAGUAUUUCAUUUCAAGUGAAACAUCACUUUAAUGUAUGUCACUGCCAAAAUUAUAGGAUUAAAUAACCCAUUCUUGAAACUAUUCACAAAGAUUUAACUAAUAUUUCUUUCCUUUUUUUACCUACAAAAAGGUAGCAUGAUUGAAUGACCACUCUGGAUCCUUUAGCAAUGUUCUUCUCUUUUAAAAAGUUUAUGCAAGUUCUCCUUCAGUAUGGGAGUUGGAAAAUUUAGGAGGUUCAUUUAUUGUUGUACACACAUAUAAAAAUAAUCAGUCAAAUCUUUGUGUUCCAAGAGUUUGUAUGAGGCAAGAAAGUCACAUAUGAGUUUCAGAAAUGAAUGAAAAUUCAAGCAGAUGGCCUCUAAUAGAUAUCUCUCCAUUACUUGUCUUUUAAAAGUGAUGUUAUAUGGUAUCAUACACAUUCAAAAUCCGGUGGAUCACAGCUUAUGUGCGAAGUAUGCAGCUUUUGAGUACUUUAUCGUUUUCUAUGUAAGCUUUCAUCGCCAUAUCCAAUUUAUAGUAUUUGUGCUACUAAAAUAAGAGCAGAAUUUAUUAGUGUCACUGGAAGUGGGGUUAACAUGAGUUUAAAAAUGUGAUUUGCAUUAAAUAUUUACAAAUUAAAAGCAUUUUCUUAAUGAAUUAUUAUAGGUUUUGUGCCUGAAAUAAACAAGAACUUACUCUAAUCACUGUUGUUUUUAAAUCUCUGAAACUAAAAUAAAUUUUAUCAAAUAAUGUGUAUUUCUAAAUCAUCCAUAUAAUUCAAGCAGUAAAUAUGUUGAAUCUCAGAAACUUGUAAUCCUAAGUAAACUGUGUAACUGAUAUUUUCUGAAUUAAUUAAUUAAUCUGAUCAUUAGCAAACUUUCAUGUCAUUCAAUAAUAAUAUGUUCGUGGUCUGAUUGUGUUGUGUGUGUUAUUUGUAUUUGUGGAAUAAGGAUCAGAAAUGUUAUUCAUUGCAUCUAAACUUGUAUGUAUGAGUAUGGAAAAUGGUAGUGUUUCAGUGCAUUACCACUGUGUAGAGCUAAAAAGAGAAUAUAAUGCAAUUGAAUUCCUUUCAUUGAAUUAUGAGCGAUUAGUUUUGAUCUUCCAUAAACCCCAAAUAUUUGAUUCUUAUGAUCACACUCAGAGUCAUUUAAACUUUAUCAAUAGUACCAUUUGUUCUGCUGAAAUAUUGGCUUCAAAAAAUAAUGUUAACUACUUAUCAAUCCUUACUCUAAUAUCAAACACAGCUCCAUAUCUAUUAAAGAACUACCAAACUUACAAGUACAAAUUUUUCUGGAAGAAAAUUAUUUUAGAAUGUAUAUAAAUUGUAUGGAAUGUAUGUAAAAUUUAGAAUGUAUAUAAAAUUGUGAUUAUAUUCAUUAAAAAUAGUUAUUCCUCUACUAGUAUAAGUUUUACAUAUAAUAAUCCUUUAGCAUUAUUCCUCAUAAAGAAUAGAUAGCUUAAUUUUUUAAAAACCUUGUCUUCUUGACACUCAGUAUUAAUAGCACUGUUUGUUCAAAUGUUAAUUUGAAUGCAAUUGGUAUAAAAUUGAAAGUGUUGCUUCAAGUUAAAGUAAACAUGAAAAAAUAUCAUUGAAGUAUCUACACAAAAUACCUUUUCAAAAUAAGAUAAUUAUUAAAACAAAAAAAUCAGCAUCUUACUGAUUUGAUUGAGUAGCUAUGAUUAUAUCCUUUAUCACAUAUACAAAUUGAGUUUCCUUAAUUUGAUCAAAGUGUGGACAAUUAGAAGCAAUGUACUUCAUCCUCUCCGUCACUGCAUAAGUGGACCAAGGACAGAGCUACUAUAAUGUGGUCUCCUAAGUAUUAGUACCACAGGCAGGGGACAUGAAUUAAAAUUUGAUUGCUAUAGGAUAACACAAAGUCUUACUCACUGAUUGUUUAUAGCUAGAAAUGGAAAUUUCUAGAAAGGCUCAGAGUCACUGAAUAUUACUCAGUUCAAUGGACUAUAUAUGGAAUUAUUUCUGAUUCUAAAAGCUAACUAAACUCAGCAUAAAAAUGUUAGGGAUUUGUCAUGAUCAGUCCCUUCAGAGAAGGUCUGGAGCUUAAUAAAAUAUUUUUUAAUUGUUGAACUUAUACUUGGAAAAAAUACAAUGAAAACAUGCUUAUGAAAGAAAGACCAACUUCAUUGAUAUUUUCAUUACUUUUCUAAGAACUGAUGAGUUCAAUCAUCAAAAUCUAUUUAAUAGUGAAUAGAACACUAUUCACUAUAUGAUUUACCCAAUGAAAAAAUAAUCUUCUCCAAACUGUCUUUAUCAAGCAGAUAUAUUUGACUCCUAUCUUGAAAUUAUAUUAUGUGGUUUAUCUCUUUUAGGUUGAUUUGUUCCAUCAGGCUUAGAGGGAUUUUAAUCCUGUUUGGAUUCUGCCUUGUCUACAAAAUGUCAAACUGGUUAGCAUAAAGCUUAUCCCCUUUGAAGCUCAGUUCCUCAAAUGUCAAAUUAAGUUUUAAAAAUAUAGAUUAUUAUUAAACAUGACUUGAAUAUAAAAUAAGAGCAUAAAGUUGUACCUUAUCAAGAGUAUAUAGUAACUUUCAUAACUAUGGCCACCUUAGAAUAUUAUUCCUAGUUAGAGAUGUAAAGCAAUUUGGUAGAUAUGAAAGAGUUCUCAGAAACAUCUACGGGCUAAAAGAGUUUUCUGAUUAAUUACACACAUACAAUCAUAUAUACAUAUAUGCGGUUCAGUUCUAGAUUGCACCCAUAGCAAAUCCAAGAAGAGCCUCAAUAUGUUUUUUUUUUUGUAAUGACUAAAUAUUGCUUGUAUAUGUCAUUCCCUAACAGAAUUCAGACUUGGAAACAAUGUGUAUCAGUAGAUAUUUCUGGAAAAUAAACAUUAUAUGACAAAAUCCUUGAAAAUGGAACAAGAAUUGAGCUGAAUGAAGAAAAUACUGGUCACUUUCAGUUUCAGCAUGUCAUAGAAGUUUCUCAAACUGCAAUAAUACAGUUGCUACAGUAACAUUUCAGCCAGUUGUUUGUCUACAUCAUUCUUGAGAUUACAUGAAUUCCUAUAGAUUCCCAAUUUGUAGUCUACAGACUUUGCUUCUAAGCAAUUCUGAAUCAUUUGUUUUGAAAAAUCAUUAAGUAAAACCAUGUACCAACUUAUGGUCUAUAUGCUAGGAAUAUAGCUGUCAACAGAUUAAGUCAUUAUGUGCUUUCAUUGUUGUGAAAGCAGAAUGAAACAACACCAAAAAUUAGUGAAAAGGAAGUUCUCAUUGUAUGAAUUGCUAUGAAAGACAUUUUAAGAAUCUAUAAUGAGUGACUCGGUGUUUGCCAGGGGCAGGAUAGAGUAGGGAAUGAUAUUUAGAGAGCCCAGUUGAAGUACAAAAUGAUAUUUAGAGAACCUGCUGCUCCUCCGCACGCGGAGGAGCCGCACUAGACCGGACGCUUGAUGUUCCCCUUUUUUACAAGUCCUUUCUAUAGUAAAGUAAGAAUAAGUAAACAGCAAACUCCCAAAGCAAGAAUGAGUAGAGAGAAAUGAGAAAGAACGAAGCAACGAACUUCCCCGCGAACUCUCCAACGCACUCUCCAACCAACCCACACCACCAUGCCGUCUCUCUCCUCCUAUAUAGUCCUCUCCACCAAUCCGUGCUCUGCUACCCACACGCCGAGCGCGCUGCUCUCCUCCAAUCAGGAGCGGCUCCUGCAGCUUGUCAAGUUGGUGAGAGGCAGCUGGGUAGAAGCUGUUUGCUCCUCUCCCAGCGCCAUAUUGUGGGAGAGCAGAUGCAUAGAAUAAGUCUUAAUUCCAGUAACAGUCUAGUCCGAGUUGCUCCCCACAGAACCCAGUUGAAGGAGGUAUCCCGGCGAAGCAGGGAGGCCCCUCCCCUGAAAGAAUAGAAUGCCAGCGUCCGAUCCUCGUGAAAAAUUUGACAUCAUCCUCCUGGUUACCUGAGCAAAGUAUUCCUAAUCUUUCCCUGUGUCAGAAUCUUUGUUUGUUUUUUGGUCUGUAUCUUAAAGUUCAAGAAUGCACUUCCGGACUUGACUGGGAUCUCAUGAAAACACAUACUUCACUUGAUGUGUGGUUGUAUAACUUUUCUAUUAGAGGAUUUACAGUUUUUAUCAGAUUCUCCAUGAAAUCUAUGACCCAGCAGACCACCACUAUGUCAAUUCAAUCUAAUUCAAUAAAAAUGUAUUAAAUAUUAUUAGAGCAAGCACUGAACAUCUAUCAACAUCCUUGCAACCCUUGAGAUUUUUAGCUUACUUAGGAAAAGAGAAAAUCAAUACCAUAGUAUUAUCAGUAAGUUUUUCUUUAGGAACACUCAAGGUUAAGUUGUCUCCUGUAAAUGCUCUGAAGAGUUGUGAUAGAUAGAUAGAUAUAGAUAGAUAGAUAGACAGACAGACAGUUCAUUUUCUGUGAUCCACUGGUUCAGACGCAUUCAUGCCCAAUUUACUGACCCAAGAUUCUCUAUCAUAAUAAGCCUGUCUCACAUCUAUUUGAAUCUGGAGAACAUUCACUUAAAAUUCUAAUGCAGUCAUUUGGCAGCACCAUUAGACUCUGGCUGGAAUUGAGCAGAUGCAGUGUGCUCCAUCAAAUCUAAGUGCAAACUCUUCUGAAAUUAGCCACUGAAACAAAACAUAAACAGCAAAAAAUAAAGUUUUAUCACUUUCCUCGAUUUGGAACUGCAUGUAGUUGAUAAUGUAUAAAAUCUACAGUGCAGGAAAAUUUUAAAAUACUUUUUAUUAAAAACAGAACUCCAGUCACAUUUAUACAAAGUCGUGAUGAGUAGAGAAUUGAGGCUGCUUCUCUCACCGAUGUUUACUUUGAGUUUUUCUUCCCCCCAAAAUUUAGAAACAUGUAUCCAUUAGCUCUGACUGUAGUGUAAAACAAAAAUAAUAAAAAUAAACAUUUUUGCUGUUCCUCUACCAUUAAACUCCUUUAGAAACUGCUGUACUCUUGGAAUAUGAAGUAUACAUUGAAAAUCAACACUCUCAUAUUAAUAUAUUUUUAAAAAAGACAAAAUCUAACAUGAAAAUCAAUGUUUGUUCCAUGUAUUUUUCAUCAAUAUCAUAUUUCAACUUGUUUAGUUCAUCCACUGUUUUUGGAUCUAACUUAACCAACUCUCUAAUUUGUGCCCUGGAUCUGGUGCCCCCAUUUGGACAUUCUUCUUUUGAGUACUGACCUCUGAUUCCCCAGCUGUAAAAAUCAGUUUUACUUUUUGCCUUACCUAAGGACCACUUCCAUUAGCUAUGGCUCCAUAAAAUGCCUCAGUACCAACAAAGUCCUUAUUUUUCAUGUCAAGUGAAGGGGGAUUACAUUAAUCAUCCUUCAUAAUUCACUUUCAAGAUUGACCUCUCACUCUCAUUCAUUAAAUUUCUAUGCAUCUUUAAAAAUUCACUUAUAAUGUUGUCUUAUUUCUGAUGCACAUUUAUAGGCAUUGUUUUGUGUUCCUAUUGUUGCUUGUGUGUUAUUAAAAUUUUCACAUCA
This is a messenger RNA of Oryctolagus cuniculus (rabbit), 9828 nucleotides long. RefSeq names its product olfactomedin 3 (gene OLFM3). Lineage: Eukaryota; Metazoa; Chordata; Mammalia; Lagomorpha; Leporidae. Gene Ontology annotation, biological process: signal transduction. The record is from RefSeq and is a predicted model, not a curated record.